AGUGUGAUUGUGAUUGUGUACAAACAAUGAUCUACUACUGGGUUAAGCGCAAUUUAAAGUGUAAGUGCAAGUCCAAGUGUUGAUGUAGUUUGGAGCUAUGGUUGGUUCUUCUGCUCCCCAGCAGAUCGCCUUGAUUUGCCUUCUCAUGUCCUCGACCUUCUGCAUAUCUUCCACUGUAGACCAAGGUCGAGACUACUGGUAUGAGGAGGCUGGAAGGGCUCUGCACCAGAGGUUGCGAGGAUGGGGCUCCGCCCCCUUGGCGGACCGACCUAGCGCCCGCAAUAUCGUCCUCCUGGUAGGCGACGGUCUAGGGAUGACCACCACUACGGCUUCCAGGAUAUUCAAGGGCCAACGACAUGGAAUGAGUGGUGAGGAUUCCCACCUCUCCUGGGACAAGUUUCCAGCUGUCGCUCUUACCAAAACCUACAAUUUGGACGCACAAAUUGGGGAGUCGUCCGCUUGCGCUACGGCUUUGCUGUGCGGAGUCAAAACAAACUUCGAGACAGUGGGGUUGGAUGCUCGGGGGAGAUUUGAGGACUGCUACUCAUCCCUCCACUCAAAGGUUGACAGUUUGGUCGUCUGGGCGCAACAAGAGGGUAAAUCAGCUUACUGUCUUUAUUAA
Macrosteles quadrilineatus (aster leafhopper) is the source of this 622-nucleotide messenger RNA. RefSeq names its product intestinal-type alkaline phosphatase-like. Lineage: Eukaryota; Metazoa; Arthropoda; Insecta; Hemiptera; Cicadellidae. The transcript is spliced from 3 exons. Gene Ontology annotation, biological process: dephosphorylation. Gene Ontology annotation, molecular function: alkaline phosphatase activity. The record is from RefSeq and is a predicted model, not a curated record. Bases 98 to 622 code for a protein of 174 amino acids.